Sphaerodactylus townsendi is the source of this 4672-nucleotide messenger RNA. Its product is annotated as polyamine-transporting ATPase 13A3-like. Gene Ontology annotation, biological process: intracellular calcium ion homeostasis; polyamine transmembrane transport. Lineage: Eukaryota; Metazoa; Chordata; Lepidosauria; Squamata; Sphaerodactylidae. Gene Ontology annotation, molecular function: P-type ion transporter activity; polyamine transmembrane transporter activity; ATP hydrolysis activity. The coding region runs from base 333 to 4067 and encodes 1244 amino acids. Gene Ontology annotation, cellular component: late endosome membrane. The record is from RefSeq and is a predicted model, not a curated record. The transcript has 33 exons.
GGGAGGAGCCCGUCUGGCUGGCGGAGCUGCGCGCUCUCGCGUCCUGGCCGCUGCCGCGGGAGGAGGGAUCCGCGCGGGCGCGCGCCUCCCCCCUUCAGAAGCCGCCUCCGCGUCUGGGAGACGCGCUUCUGGCCCCGCCCCCUUCCGCGGACGGCCCCCCCCCCUCCCCGCGCGCCGGGAGAUGUGAUGAGGGACCCAGAGCGGUUCCUGAGGAGGCUGCCCACCACUCCGUCCUGGAUGUGGCCGGUGGAUCCAGGACCCUACAGCUGACACAGUGGCAAAAGCUGCCGAGCGUGGAGGUGGAGUAGCUGCGUCCCCCACAGGAAGGAGGCAUGGAGAGAGCGGCUGAAGCGUGUGUGAACCGCAACGAGGAAGACGAGAUGGAAAUCUCCGGCCACAGCCCCUGCUGCUGGAAACUGGCGCUGGUCUCGCUGGGCACCGUCUGCAGUGGAGGCUUCCUUCUCCUCUUCCUCUAUUGGCUGCCAGAACUGAGCGUCAAGUGGACCUGCCGGGCUGUGCCGCUGCGGGAUGCCCGGGUCGUGCUGCUACGGACCACGGAUGAGUUCCGGACCUGGGCCCGGGUCCGGGUGCGUUCCCUGCUUGCUCCUGGAUCCCAGCCCUUGGGUGCCCCGCAGCCGUCGGAGAACAAGAGGCCCUUGUGCCAGGCCAGCCAGCUGGAGGAGCUGACAGAGGUCCGCUUCUUUGUCCACCAUCACGUGCGCUACCUCUGGAGUGCCGAGUCCCAGUCCUUCCGGCGGCUGACGGCCCUGGACGCGGGGCUGCCUUGCGCCUCCCUGCACACCUCCCACGGAGCCGGCCUACCUCGCAGCACCCAGGACUACAGGAGGCUUUUUUAUGGAGCCAACAAAAUCGACGUGAAAGUGCCUUCCAUCCCCACGCUCCUCAUCAAGGAGGUGCUGAACCCCUUCUACGUGUUCCAAGUCUUCAGCAUGGUGCUGUGGUCCCUGGACGAUUACUACCUGUACGCCUCGGCCAUCCUCUUCAUGUCUCUGGUGUCCAUCGGCUGCUCCCUCUACACUAUUCGGAAGCAAUACGUCCUUCUGCACGACAUGGUCGCUGCUCACAACGUCAUCCGCGUGACGGUGUAUCGGGGCCCCCAUGAGACAGAGGAGAUCUUCUCCACAGAGCUGGUGCCGGGGGACGUGCUGCUGGUGCCCCCGGGCGGGCUGAUGUUACCCUGUGAUGCGGUGCUGCUGAACGGCACAGCCAUCGUCAACGAGAGCAUGCUGACGGGUGAGAGCGUCCCAGUCACCAAGACGGCUCUGCCUAAGCCCACCCAAGGCGCCAACGGGCUGUUCCAGGAUCCAGCGUACAGCCCAGAGGAGCACAAGCGGCACACGCUCUUCUGUGGCACCUCCAUCAUCCAGACGCGGUACUACUCUGGGGAAGUGGUGCGGGCUCUGGUCAUCCGGACAGGUUUCUCCAGUUCAAAGGGGCAGCUGGUUUGCUCCAUUUUAUUCCCAAAGCCGACUGAUUUCCGCCUGUACAGGGACGCCUGCCGGUUCCUUCUUUGCCUGGUGGGAGUUGCUGGAGUUGGGAUGUUGUACUCAGUGGUACGCAGCAUCCAACAGGGGGAGCAGGUGGGCCGCAUCAUCUUGGAAUCCCUGGACAUUUUGACCAUCACGGUGCCGCCGGCGUUGCCUGCAGCCAUGACCGCAGGGGUGGUGUACGCCCAGCGGCGCCUCCGUGGGAAGCAGAUCUUCUCUAUCAGCCCUCAGCGCAUCAACAUCUGUGGCCAGCUGAACCUGAUGUGCUUUGAUAAGACGGGGACCCUGACUGAGGACGGGCUGGACUUCUGGGGUUUUGUGCGAGUGCAGAACGGCAGCUUCCUCCCAGUCGGGCAGGACAUCUGUGCCCCAAGUCUGUCUGGCUCUCCGUUGGUUGCUGCCAUGGCUGCCUGCCACUCCCUCACCACUAUUGGGGGGCGUCUUUCAGGGGAUCCCCUUGACCUCAAGGUGUUCGAGGCCACCGGAUGGGUGUUGGAAGAGCCCACGCAGGAAGAGACGGCUCUCCAUGACCAAAUCCAGCCCACCGUUGUCCAUCCUCCUGGCCAGACCCCUCCUGAAAUCCCAGAGGGAGCGUCUGAGGACGAGGAGCUCAUGGAACUGAUGAAGCUCUACCAGAUCGGAAUCUUGAUGCAGUUCCCCUUCUCCUCGAGCCUGCAGCGCAUGAGCGUUGUGACGCGCACCCUGGGGGAGAAGAAGCUGGUUGCCUACAUGAAGGGGGCCCCGGAGACUGUGGGCAGCCUCUGCCGCAGGGAGACAGUUCCAGACGAUUUCUCGGCUGUGCUGGAGAAGUACACCCAGCAGGGGCUGCGGGUCAUUGCCCUGGCCAGCCGCCGGCUGGAGAACAAAUACACGUGGCACAAGAUCCAGCACGUGAGCAGAGACGUCAUUGAAUGCGGCAUGGAGUUCUUGGGGCUCGUCAUGCUGCAGAACAAGCUGAAAGCAGAGACCGUGCCCGUCCUGGCGGAGCUGCGCAGAGCCUGCAUUCGUCCGGUCAUGGUGACAGGAGAUAACCUGCUGACGGCGGUCUCCGUGGGCCGGGAGUGUGGCAUCAUCCCAGCCAAGGGGAAGGUGAUCUUGACGGAGGCCCUGCCCCCCAGGGACGGGCAGCCGGCCACCAUCAACUGGCAGUACGCGGAUGAGCUGCCCGCUGAAGUCGUGGAGAAGGCGAGCAAGGAGGAGAUCAAACUCAUGCUGGACGAGGAAGAGCUGCCGCCGGAGCCCCGGGGGCCAAAUGUCGCAGAUAACAGUUACCACUUUGCCAUCGGAGGGAAAUCCUUUGCGGUCAUUCUGGAUCACUUCCCUGACCUGUUAUCCAAGCUACUGCUCUGUGGCACGGUCUACGCCCGCAUGGCCCCGGACCAGAAGACCCAGCUCAUCGAAGCCCUACAGCAGAUGGACUACUAUGUGGGCAUGUGUGGGGACGGAGCCAACGAUUGUGGGGCUUUGAAACGGGCUCACGCCGGCAUCUCCCUCUCGGAGCUGGAGGCCUCCGUGGCUUCUCCCUUCACCUCCAAGACGCCAAACAUCUCCUGUGUCCCAGACCUCAUCCGGGAAGGCCGAGCUGCCCUCGUGACCUCCUUCUGCGUCUUCAAGUUCAUGGCCCUGUAUAGCAUCAUCCAGUACCUCAGUGUCCUGCUUCUCUACUCUAUCCUGAGCAACUUGGGAGACGUGCAGUACCUCUUCAUCGACACGGCCAUCAUCCUGUCUCUGGCUUUCACCAUGAGUCUGAACAGGGCCUGGCCUGAGCUGGCCCCCCAGCGGCCCCCCACCAGCCUGGUGUCUCCUCAGCUGCUGCUCUCUGUGCUCACCCAGAUCCUCCUGUCUCUGGGCUUCCAGGUGGGGGCUUUUCUCCUUGUCCAGAGGCAGCCGUGGAACCGCCCCAGCAAGGACAAGCAGUGCGGACCCGUGGCCAACCUCACGCUGGACUCCAACAGCACGUCCUCCAGGAACGGCACGGCGGGGCUGGAUCCCGCUGGGGGGGAAGGGGACGACCACCCCUCUGUGCGCAGCUUUGAAAACACCACCCUCUUCUACGUCUCCUGCUUCCAGUACGUGGCCGUGGCGCUGGCCUUUGCCAAGGGUCGCCCUUUCCGGCAGCCCAUUCAGACCAAUGGUUUAUUUCUGGCCUCCCUGGUGACCAUUUCCAGCUUCUUGCUGCUGCUUCUUCUGUGGCCGAUUCCUGUCCUAGACGAGCUCUUAGAGCUGGACUGCAUCCCGUACGAGUGGAGACUCAUCCUGUUGGCCUUGACGCUGAGCAACCUGGUCCUGUCCCUCUCUUUGGAGAACUUUGUCUGCGACUGUGAUCCUCUCUGGCAGCGGGUCUGCUACGCGCAGCGGAAAUUUGAAUACCCGAACCAGGCUACUUACCCCCAGUUGGAGCUGGAUGAAAUGGCCCCUGGCUACUCCUGCCGCCUGUACGCUCCCCCUCGGGCCAAGUACAAGCGUCUGGCCCAGGAGUUGCUCUUUGACCCCGACUGGCCUCCACAGCCAAAGACCAGCACCAAGGCCCAGCUGCCCCCUGCGGAGAGCACCGCCUAGAGACAGGCCUGGGCCCACACCGCUCCGGGAAGGCUGCAGCAGUUGGAAGACCGGCCUAGCAGGGGCCGCAAUCAGGAAGCAGAGAGCAUCGUGGGACUUGUAGGGCGCCCCCCUCCCCCCUGUAAGGUCACAAAACGAGCCCAGUGUGCGGAGUCUAGCAGUGCCACUUCCUCUCCUGCUGCUCUUGCACUUCUCCAGGGCUGCAUUCAUCGUUUGCAUGGGAGGAGAGUCCAUGCCUUAAUUCCAGUUUGCCCAAGACCCCCAUGGCGUCUUUGUGACUGGGGGGGGAGGAUUGUGUGUCUCUUUCUGAGCUGAGGACCAACGAAGGGGGCGGCUUUCCGCCUGCCUGGGGCUUUUACCCUCCCAGUUUUUCAAAGAGAAAAGAUCAUUCUAAGACUCUUUAAGUUAUUGGCAGCGGAGGGAGCGGAAACGGAAGUGCUCUCUGCUUCUCCGCCCACUCUUCCUUUUGGUUUGUCCUUCCUGUGUCUUCCCCAAAUGUUUCCAUUUCUCCAUUCCAAGGCUGCUGCCUGCAAGAUCCUCCUCUGGUUUCUCAUCCCCACCCCCCUGGCAGGGGAACACAAUUAAAUUUUUUCUUUAUGGCUUGA